This is a messenger RNA of Zasmidium cellare ATCC 36951, 966 nucleotides long. RefSeq lists its product as uncharacterized. Bases 1 to 966 code for a protein of 321 amino acids. The record is from RefSeq and is a predicted model, not a curated record. The transcript has 3 exons. Gene Ontology annotation, molecular function: catalytic activity. NCBI's taxonomy places the organism in Eukaryota, Fungi, Ascomycota, Dothideomycetes, Mycosphaerellales, Mycosphaerellaceae.
AUGGGCAGCAUCGGUAAUGGAAACGGCAAUGGCAAUGGCAAUGCCGUACGGUUCAACGGACCCAUUCCAGCGGCGAGGAGGCUAAGGCAGAUGCUGUCUGAUCCUCGAAAAGCUGUAUUCGCUCCUGGAGUCUACGACGGUAUAUCCGCGAGAGUAGCACUCGCUCAAGGAUACGACUGCCUGUAUAUGACAGGAGCGGGCACUAGCAUGUCAUGCCUUGGAAUGCCCGAUCUUGGACUCGCCAACGGCACUGACAUGGUCCGCAAUGCCGGCAUCAUAGCCUCCUUGGACCCUUCGAUCCCAGUCAUCGCCGAUGCUGACAUGGGAUACGGCGGUACACUUAACGUUGCCAACACUGUACGACAAUACGCUCGAGCUGGCGUCGCCGGACUACACAUCGAGGACCAAGUCGUUGCCAAGCGUUGCGGUCAUCUUGCUGGAAAGACUCUCAUAUCACGGGAAGAGUACGCCAACCACAUACGAGCUGCUUGCAAGGCCCGAGAUGAGGGGACAGAUAUUGUGGUCAUUGCACGGAGUGAUGCUCGCAAUGCCGAAGGAGGUGGCUUCGAGGAGUCUGUGGCCAGGCUUCGACUUGCAGCAGAGAUCGGGGCGGAUGCUUUGUUCUUUGAGGCGUUGGCUGGUGUCGACGAGUGCAAGGAAGCUAUCAAGCUGCUUCCUCGCAAUAUCCCAGUGUUGAUCAAUAUCAUCGCUGGGGGCAAGACGCCCGUCAUCAGCUUCGAUGAGGCUCAGCAGAUUGGCUUCCGGAUUGUGAUUUGGCCCUUCGUGGGCUUGGAAGCAGCAGUGCCUGGAUUGGAGAAUGCCUACCGGAUAUUGAAGAAGACUGGAAAGCCACCAGCAGAGCCUACUCCUAUGGGACCAGCUGGACUUUUCGAUGUUUGCGGGCUGCAAGACUUAAUGGCUUUCGAUGCAGCAGUGGGAGGUUCUGCAUUCAGCAGUGGUGUCUGA